This is a messenger RNA of Lontra canadensis (Northern American river otter), 3089 nucleotides long. RefSeq names its product gamma-secretase activating protein (gene GSAP). Lineage: Eukaryota; Metazoa; Chordata; Mammalia; Carnivora; Mustelidae. Gene Ontology annotation, biological process: positive regulation of amyloid-beta formation. Gene Ontology annotation, cellular component: trans-Golgi network. Bases 94 to 2673 code for a protein of 859 amino acids. The transcript has 31 exons. The record is from RefSeq and is a predicted model, not a curated record.
GCGGGCGCCGGGGGAGCAGGGCGAGGUGGCGCGCGGAGGGCCGGGAAUGCCCGCGGCGCGGGGCCCGAGCCGCCCGGUGGCCGCGUCCGGGCGAUGGCUCUCCGUCUGGUCUCCGACUUCGACCUGCGGAAGGACGUGCUCCCGCGGCUGCGGUCGCAGCGGGCGGCAUCAGUGGCCGCCGGGGUCCGAGGCGGCGGCCCAGAUGCUGGAGGCGCGCGUGUUUUGGAAAAUAAUUAUGAGAGCUUACGUAUACUAAAUGUUGAAAGAAAUGGAAAUAUUAUUUAUACCUACAAGGAUGAUAAGGGAAAUGUCUUCUUUGGAUUAUAUGACUGCCGAACCAGACAAAAUGAGCAUCUCUAUACAUUUGAGAAAGACUUGCACGUUGUCAGUUGCUCUGUCAAUAGUGAGAGAACUUUGCUUGCGGCAAGUUUAGUUCAUUUUACUAAAGAAGGAAGAAAGAACGAGCUUCAACCAGGAUCAAAGUGUUUAACUUUGUUGGUUGAAAUCCACCCUGUAAACAACGUGAAGGUUCUAAAAGCCGUGGAUAGCUACAUUUGGGUGCAGUUUCUCUACCCACAUGUGGAAAGUCGCCCUCUUGCAGAGAACCAUCUGUUACUGAUUUCAGAAGAGAAAUAUAUUGAAAAGUUUCAUAUCCAAGUCAUCCAAGAAGAUGGAAAUAGAGUGGUACUUAAAGACUCUGGCCAUCUCCCAAGAGAGAGGGUAGCUGAGGAUUUUGUUUGGGCUCAAUGGGAUAUGUCAGAGCAGAGAUUAUACUACAUUGACCCGAAGAUAUCAAGGAGUGUCUUAAAAUGCAUCCAGUUUUCUGCUGAUGGGAAGUUUAACUUAAUGUUCGAAGCACCCUUGGAUAUAACAUUAAGUGACUCGGGAUUUAAACUUGUAAACUUUGGAUGUGAUGAUCUUCAAGACCAAAAGAACUUAUCCAAACACCUGACCCUGUGCGUUUUUACCAACCAUACAGGGACUUUGUGUGUAUGUUACAGUCCGAAGUUUGACUCUUGGGAAAAAAUCACGUAUUCAGUGUUUUACUUUCAUAAAGGGCACAGCAAGACCUUCAGUGCUGCUCUAGGGAGUGUAGACUCACAUGUGACUAAGGGCCUUACUUUUCUCAACCUUGAAUAUUAUGUGGCUGUUUACUUACCUGGUCAUUUCUUUCAUUUACUUAACAUUCAACAUCCGGACCUGAUCUGCCACAGUUUAUUUCUGACAGGAAACAAUGAAGUGGUUGAUAUGCUACCUCAUAGCCCUUUACAGUCACUAUCAGGGUCCCUGGUACUGGAUUGGUGUUCUGGAAAGCUCUAUAGGGCAGUCCUCAACCAGUCCUAUUUAUUACAGUUCCUAUGGAACACUCAGCUAGACUGUGAGAAGAUGGCCGUGUUGCACUGUGUCCUCUCCUGUGGCCGAGACCCCCAGUUCCUGGAAGCCAAGCUUAUUCAGUGGAUUUCUGAGAAUGUCUCUGCCUGCCAUUCGUUUGACCUCAUUCAGGAAUUUAUAAUUGCUUCUUCAUAUUGGAGCAUAUAUCCAGAGACAAGUAACAUGGAUAAACUUUUGCCAUAUUCCUCAGUGUUCGCUUGGGAUACAGAAAUUCCUGGAAUAACCCUUGUGACGGAAGAGAUCCCAUUGCCUUUCAUGAAGGUGCACAGCUUUAAGGGCUACUGGGAAAAACUGAACUCCAACCUAGAAUACGUGAAGUACUCCAAGCCACGCCUGCUGUAUGACAACAGCAUGGUCCGGAAAGAAUGGCACAGCCUGAUCUCAGAAGAGAAAACUGGAAGAAGAAGGUCCAUGGUGUACAUGAGGAAUAUUCGUGAAAAUGCAAUGAAGGUGAUUUCUAACCUAGAAGCAAGGAAUUUGGAGCCAAGAUUAACACCCCUCUUCCAGGAGGAAGACAACCACCAGAGGCUGCUGAUGGGGUUGAUGGUGUCUGAGCUAAAAGACCAUCUUUUGAGACACCUACAGGGUAUAGAAAAGAAGAAAAUUGAACAGAUGGUUCUGGACUACGUUUCAAAACUGCUGGAUCUCAUUUGCCAAAUCCUGGAAACCAGCUGGAGGAAACACCAUCUUCACCCCCGGCUUCUCCACUGCGGCAGGCGGGCCAGUGCUGCUGAAUUUACAGUCUUUCACCUCAUGACCAGGAUUCUGGAAGCUACUAGGACUUUGUUUUUACCUCUGCCUCCUGGUUUUCACACUCUGCAUACGAUGCUCGGCGUCCACUGCCUCCCUUUGCAUAACCUGCUGCAUUACUUCGAUAACGGAGUGUUGCUUCUCACUGAAACAGCCGUCACGAGGCUCAUGAAGGAUCUGGACAAUUCAGAGAAAAAUGAAAAGCUAAAAUUCAGCAUCAUUGUGCGGCUUCCCCCGCUUAUUGGUCAGAAGAUCUGUCGCCUUUGGGAUCAUCCUAUGAGUUCUAACAUUAUUUCCCGGAACCACGUGAGGGUACUGCUGCUGAACUAUAAGAAACAGCCCCGGAGUUCUAUGAUUGACAAGUCGCCAGGCAGUGUGGAGUUCCUGCCUCUGAACUACUUCAUUGAAAUACUGGCAGAUAUAGAAUCUUCCAAUCGAGCUCUGUUAGCUUUUGAAGGACAUGACAAUGUGGAUGCAAAAUUUGUGGAGGAAGCAGCUCUGAAACACACCACGAUGCUCUUAGGCUUGUAAAAAAGAACGUGCAGUUGUAUCCACUCCCGAUGUUUCAGUCUUGCUCAUUAGCUUGACUUCCGUCAAGAGUCCUUUACCAAUAUUUACAAUUGGUAACCCAAAUCAGAAUACAUUGUUAAGCCAUCUGAAUUUCAGUCUGGUACUCGUUCAGACAGAAUUAAACUACUAUACCUCACCCUGGCUUUCAAAAGCAGACAAGCCGUCAAGUGGACAGGGGUGACAGAACGGUCUGAGAAGCAUGACGUGUCCUCAGGGGUGACUUCGCAGCUUAUCUUCCUAGUGGCUUAUCUUCCUAAUGACUUCAUAGGCCCAAAGUGACUUUAUACUCACUUUUGCACUCUGAAAUAAAAUAUGCUUUAAAAAAAUGUAGGGGACAGUGCUUAGAAGAACAAAAACUAGAUGUGUCAUUGAAGAUA